CUGGUUGACUUUUUGGUGCCCCAACCUGGUAGAAGGAGCCUGAAGAAUGAGGAGGAUUUUAACAAGAUUGGAAUAUAUAAGAUAAGGACUUAUGAAAACAGCAACCUCACAGCGUUUGAUGGGCAUAUCACAGCUAAACAUGUGCCAGUUCGGGCUUCAGACAACAUCCAAAAAGCUAAAGAAUGGCUGCAAUGUUGUCUUACAGAGCAUGCAGAGUGCCGUAAAUUCCAGGCCCGUACGGUUCAGAACCUGAACCAGCGACCUACUAGAGUCUUGGAGAUCACCUUGAAUAAGAUUCGACUGCGAGAUGAUUUCAAGAAUGAACCCUUUGAUUAUCUCGUUUUGAGUUACAUGUGGGGUGAAAACUUUACCCAACAGCUCCGUCUCCUGGGCUCUAAUCUCCGUGCCUUUCGGAAAGAAGUACCACGCGACAAGCUCGAAGCCUCCGAUGUGUACAAAGAGGCAAUGAGAGUAACGCUAGCUCUGGGAUACAAGUACCUUUGGAUAGACUCCCUAUGCAUCAUCCAAGACUCGGAAGCGGACUGGAAGUACGAAGCCCAACGUAUGGCCAUUGUGUACGGAAACGCAACCUGCAACCUAGCCUUUCUCUUCCCGCCUCAUUUCCCAGCAAAGCCCAGUCAACGCAGCGACCCCCGAAUAUGGAGCCCAUGUAUACUACGCGCUGCUACCCCUUCUACGCCAGGCGUAUACAUGCACGAAGAUACGACAAACGAGUUCCGCAAGGAAAUAGACAACUACGGGAAACAUCGAGACUGGCUUGUUCAGCGUUCCUGGCCACUCUUCCACCGUGCCUGGACAUUCCAGGAAUAUCUCCUGAGUCCGCGUACACUGCUGCUUGGGCACAAGAACCUCAUGUGGCAGUGCUCGUGCCACUUCUACGACGAGUUGCUAGGACCAAUUGCUGCGCCCGUACCAGCCACAUCACCUACAACGGUCGUAGACCCUAAGCGAGGAAAAGAUCGAGGGAAGUCCCGAUACUUUCCAGAUAGUAUCCAUGAAAUCCAUGCCGCAAGUGUGAUAAGCCUUUUCCACCCGACCGUCCUCUCCUUCCUGACCGAUUGGCAAAACGUCGUCAAUGAGUACCGCAGUCGGAAUCUCUCGUAUGAAAAAGACCGUAUGGUUGCGUUUGCUGGAAUAGCGCGCGCGUUCUCGCAUCUAGGCCGCCUGACAUACCUCGCUGGACUAUGGAACGAGAUCCUUCCCGCCGCGCUCCUCUGGUACGUAGACAAGAAACCCUCAUGGCUCGUCCGCAUCGAAAACCAGAUUGCCAACGGCAAUCCAGUGCCAGAUUCCACAUGGACCCCCGAAAUAAUACCAGACAAAUCUGAAGAGUCCGCAGAAGGUAAAACAGCGCCCUUGCCACCACCCAACACACCCAGCUGGUCCUGGUUCUCCAUCCCCAUGUACAAAUACUACCAGACAUCCUUCCUCCUAGCCGACGACUCGCUCUUCGUCCGCUCCAAAGCACUCAACUCACCACAUCUCGUCGCGUGGCACGACAUCUUCUGGGCCAAAACAAUGGGAUUCCAGUUCGCAGGCCACGCCACACGCCACGCCCCAGACACUGCGGCCCACGAGUUCUUAGGCACACAGAUCACACUCGAGACGAGUGUUUUCCCCGUUAAAUCCAACUGGCCCGCUGAUCUAGCAGCGCAAAUGCAAGAUAUCGCGAGUAGCGGUAGCACUGUACCUGCAGACGGCCGUUUCCGCUGGGAUCCAGAACUAGAAUACUAUCCCGAUGACCCUGCUAGUCGGGCGUCGCCGCCGCGGGAUGCCGUCUAUGCAUUACUAUCUGAAGUCCAGGUUGUGCGGACUGCGGGCGCGAAGAAUAUCCAGCGGCGGCUUGCGGGACUGAUGCUGGUUCCUGGGUCAGUCAAGGGAAGGUGGAGGAGGGUGGGUGUGUGGAAGUUGCGGAUUAAUGUGAAAGAUGUGGUGGUUGAUGCGGGGAAUAUUGGGGGUGUUGCUGAGAGGUGGGCGGGGAAGAGGAUAGUGUCUGAGAAGUGGGAGCGGGUCGUGGUUACGAUUGUGUGA
Messenger RNA from Bipolaris maydis ATCC 48331, 2052 nucleotides. Its product is annotated as heterokaryon incompatibility protein-domain-containing protein. NCBI's taxonomy places the organism in Eukaryota, Fungi, Ascomycota, Dothideomycetes, Pleosporales, Pleosporaceae. The record is from RefSeq and is a predicted model, not a curated record.